Molecule: messenger RNA, 2022 nt
Organism: Cryptomeria japonica (Japanese cedar)
Lineage: Eukaryota; Viridiplantae; Streptophyta; Pinopsida; Cupressales; Cupressaceae
Product: photosystem I P700 chlorophyll a apoprotein A1-like
Exons: 2
Coding region: 1-2022 (673 amino acids)
Biological process (GO): photosynthesis; DNA-templated transcription
Cellular component (GO): membrane; thylakoid
Molecular function (GO): DNA-directed RNA polymerase activity; metal ion binding; DNA binding
Source: RefSeq, a predicted model, not a curated record
AUGGAUAAAUUUGUUAUGAAGCACCUUAUUAGAAGAUUUGUAAAUCAAUUUGGAAUGACAUAUACAUCACAUAUAUUAGAUCAACUGAAAAUUAUAGGUUUCCAGCAAGCUACUGAUGCAGCUAUUUCAUUAGGAAUUGAUGAUCUUUUAACAACACCAUCUAAAGCAUGGCUUAUCCAAGAUGCGCAGCAACGAGGGUUUGCUUCAAAAAGACAUCAUGAUUAUGGGAAUGUACAUGCAAUAGAAAAAUUAUGUCAAUUGAUUGAGGUAUGGCAUGCUACCAGUGAAUAUUUGAGACAAGAAAUGAAUCCGAAUUUUAGGAUGACUGAUCCUCUUAAUCCAGUACAUAUGAUGUCCUUUUCAGGAGCUAGAGGAAGUACAUCCCAGGUUCACCAAUUAGUAGGUAUGAGAGGAUUAAUGUCAGAUCCUCGAGGAAAAAUUGUUGAUCUACCCAUUCAAGGGAAUUUCCGCGAAGGACUUUCUUUAACGGAAUAUAUUAUUUCAUGUUACGGUGCUCGUAAAGGAGUUGUGGAUACUUCUAUACGAACAACAGAUGCUGGAUACCUCACACGUAGACUUGUUGAAGUAGUACAACACCUCGUUGUAUGUAAAGUAGAUUGUGGUCUGUGGCUGAUCGAUACUGCACACCACCAUUUGGAUAUUGCAGUUCUUUUUCUAAUCACUGGUCAUAUGUAUAGAACCAAUUGGGUUAUUGGUCAUAACCUCAAGGAUAUUUUGGAAGCUCAUAAAGGUCCAUUUACAGGGGAAGGACAUAAAGGUCUUUACGAGAUCUUAACUACUUCAUGGCAUGCUCAAUUAGCUCUUAAACUAGCUAUGUUAGGGUCUUUAACUAUUGUCGUAGCUCACCAUAUGUAUUCUAUGCCUCCCUAUCCAUAUCUAGCUACUGACUAUGGUACCCAACUGUCUCUGUUCAUGCACCAUAUGUGGAUUGGUGGAUUUCUCAUAGUUGGCGCUGCUGCACAUGCAGCUAUUUUUAUGGUAAGAGACUAUGAUCCGACUACUCAAUACAACAAUCUUUUAGACCGUGUUCUGAGACAUCAUGAUGCAAUCGUAUCACACCUCAACUGGGCAUGUAUUUUCUUAGGUUUCCAUAGUUUUGGUCUAUAUAUUCAUAAUGAUACUAUGAGUGCUUUAGGACGUCCUAAAGAUAUGUUUUCAGAUACUGCUAUACAAUUACAACCUAUCUUUUCUCAAUGGGUACAAAACACUCAUGCUUUAGCACCCAGUUUGACAGCUCCUGAUGCAACAACAAGCACCAGCUUAACCUGGGGAGGCGGUGAUUUGGUAGCAGUAGGUGCCAAAGUGGCUUUGUUACCUAUUCCAUUAGGAACUACAGAUUUUUUAGUACACCAUAUUCAUGCAUUUACUAUCCAUGUGACUGUAUUAAUAUUACUGAAAGGUGUUUUAUUUGCUCGCAGUUCUCGUUUAAUACCCGAUAAAGCGAAUCUUGGUUUUUGUUUUCCUUGCGAUGGGCCUGGUAGAGGAGGAACAUGUCAAGUAUCUACUUGGGAUCAUGUCUUCCUAGGAUUAUUCUGGAUUUACAAUGCAAUUUCGGUAGUAAUAUUUCAUUUUAGUUGGAAAAUGCAGUCUGACGUUUGGGGUAGUAUAAGUGAUCAGGGAGUGGUAACUCAUAUUACAGGAGGAAACUUUGCACAGAGUUCCAUUACAAUUAACGGGUGGCUUCGUGACUUUCUAUGGGCACAAGCUUCUCAAGUAAUCCAAUCUUACGGUUCUUCAUUAUCUUCCUAUGGCCUUUUAUUCUUAGGUGCUCAUUUCGUUUGGGCCUUUAGUUUAAUGUUCCUAUUUAGUGGCUGUGGAUAUUGGCAAGAACUUAUUGAAUCUAUUGUUUGGGCUCAUAAUAAAUUAAAAGUUGCUCCUGCUAUCCAGCCAAGAGCCUUGAGUAUUGUCAAAGGAUGUGUUGUAGGAGUAGCUCAUUACCUUCUAGGUGGAAUCGUCACAACAUGGGCGUUCUUCCUAGCAAGAAUUAUUGCAGUAGGAUAA